AUGGCUCCAAGGAGAAGACUUGAAAGAAGGAAGUUCUUCGAGAUUCUCGACAACUACUACCCCCUGGGAACAAUCGAGGAGCCUUACCACGUCAAAUAUUCCAAGCCCAGUAGCAUGAGUGAGAGGUUCCUCAAAAGGGACCUGGAGAUCCGCAAUUACCUGAAAUGUGGGCCGGGGAAGAUGUUCAUCAUUCUGCCUAUGGAUCUCUAUUUCGACCAUCGGAUGGGUUUGCUUAACACGAGGCACUUUGACCCCCAAAUGCCGGGAUCGAGCCUCGUUGUUGUCAGGACCAGAGAAGUCAUUGAUCUUAACCCUGAUUUGAUCGAUGGGGUGGACCAGAGGGAAACUGACCAGGUAGUCCAGACAUUGAACGAGAUGUUUGGAACCCAAGUAUUUCGAGAUCCUGAGGCAAUGUUCGUGGUCUUGCCCCGCUACGCAGCUGGUAAUGAAGGCGUGGCUAUUGAAGGCGAGUCCGAGCGGCAUCCCAGGGCCGGUGCGACGGUGUUGACGAGAUAUUGGGUGACAGAACGCCUUGUCGAUAAACCGCGAAUCAGUAGUCAUUCUUUCUUUGAAGACUUUUUUAAAGAGGGCGACAAUAUCGAUUGAUCGAUAUCCUUGCUCGUUGGUGAUAAAUUAUCUUAUUAUGUUUUCGCUCGAGAAAUGGCAAAGAUACGAGCCUGUUGUUUAGUUGAAAUCACCAGGAUGUCGGAUGACUGAUUCAUUCGAAAUUGUGACCUUGAGAUUUGAAAAUGAUCUCCUACAGUUCUAUUUACUUAAUUUUAUUUCGGUUUCUACCGC
This is a messenger RNA of Aspergillus melleus, 798 nucleotides long. RefSeq lists its product as uncharacterized. The record is from RefSeq and is a predicted model, not a curated record. Bases 1 to 606 code for a protein of 201 amino acids. The transcript has a single exon. Lineage: Eukaryota; Fungi; Ascomycota; Eurotiomycetes; Eurotiales; Aspergillaceae.